AGAGGACAGACGAAUGAUUUUGGCCACGCCCCUUUUUGCAUCUUGUUUAUUUUUCUACAGGGACACUCGUUUUGGUCAGAAAAUGAAGAAAACACGGAAUUAAUUGGCGAUUUCAACUACUUCGACGGAUCCACGCAUUAUAUUUGCAAAUGGGAGACGCGGUCAAACCCGAAGUGAAGCAGCCCAGCGAUCGAAAGCAGCGGAACAAAAGGCCGAAAAACAAGGGCAAGGGAGGACCCAAGCACGACUGCAGGGACUUUUACGUGUCCGACACGACUCCCUUCCCACUUCAGGUUGAAAAUUGCGAGCAGCUGAUCAGAAAGGAGGGCCAAGUCAUCAUCCACGGCGUUGGCCCACUCAUUUGCAGCGCCAUCAAUUUGGCUCUUCAGAUCGAAAGUGGACACCCUAAAGGCACAAUUCAAACCGGCACCACAACCUCUACUGUGGACACGAUAGACGAGCACGGUGUUCGAAGACCAGGGUCAGCGAUCUCAAUUCGUGUUACCCGUUCAGAGAUCCCUGCAAGUCCAUAGACAUGAUAUUUUCCCUGAAGGAAAUCACCCUGUGGCUGGGCAUCACCCUCUUCGAGAUCUGGGUCGGACUCAUUUCCCUCCUAGUGUUUGUGAUCCUUCUCGGACUCAGGUCCGAGGGAUUCCUGUCCAACACCUCGUGGUACCUCAUUUUUGCACCACUCUUUGUAGCCGAUGGACUGAACGCUUACUUCUGCAUAAUCGUUCUCAUCAGGAUGUACCUAGAGGGACUGUAUAAGACGGCUCUGUUCAGAGCAUCGUGGAGUUUUGCUCUCUUGGCCCUAGUUUUUGUGUUUCAGUUUUUGCUCUGCCGUAAAAUUCAGUCGGCUAGUAAUUUCGAGUACACUGAAAUAAUGACUCCUUUAUUUAUUAUUCUGCAGCUGAUUGCUGUCAGAGCUUGUCAAAUAAAUUAAAUUUGUUUUGUGAAAAGUGAUAUUAUGGGAAGAUAAUUUUAAUAAACUUAAAAAGAAUGUGCAACCUUAGA
This is a messenger RNA of Neocloeon triangulifer, 1014 nucleotides long. Its product is annotated as transmembrane protein 203. The record is from RefSeq and is a predicted model, not a curated record. Bases 536 to 943 code for a protein of 135 amino acids. Gene Ontology annotation, biological process: intracellular calcium ion homeostasis. The transcript is spliced from 3 exons. Gene Ontology annotation, cellular component: endoplasmic reticulum. NCBI's taxonomy places the organism in Eukaryota, Metazoa, Arthropoda, Insecta, Ephemeroptera, Baetidae.